Mauremys mutica (yellowpond turtle) is the source of this 1090-nucleotide messenger RNA. RefSeq names its product myelin protein zero-like protein 1. The record is from RefSeq and is a predicted model, not a curated record. Gene Ontology annotation, cellular component: membrane; focal adhesion; cell surface. NCBI's taxonomy places the organism in Eukaryota, Metazoa, Chordata, Testudines, Geoemydidae. The transcript is spliced from 5 exons. Bases 24 to 878 code for a protein of 284 amino acids.
GCGGCGGCGGCGGCGGCAGGAAAAUGGCAGCGGCGGCGGCGGGCGGCAGCGCGGGGUGGCGGGUGGCCCCGGCGCUGAUGCUGGCGGCGGCCGCAGCCGCUCUGGGCUUCCUCAGAGUAUCAGCACUUGAUGUGAAGACGCCAGAGGAGCUUUUUGUGGAGAAUGGGACAGAAGCAAGACUUCCAUGCACAUUUUCAUCCCGAGAUGUGAUCAGCAGCGCAGCGUCCAUCUCCUGGAGCUUCCAACCAGAGGGAGCAACAACCCCUAUAUCAUUCUUCUAUUACUCUCAAGGGAACGCGUACCCUGGGAAGGACACACCAUUUAAGAACAGAAUCAGUUGGGCUGGAGACCUUAACAAGAAAGAUGCAUCUGUCACCAUAGCAAAUGUGCAGUUCCGGGACAACGGCACUUACUUCUGCGAUGUCAAGAACCCACCUGACAUAGUUGUCAAACCAGGAGAAAUCCGACUUAGAGUCGUGCAGAGAGUCAGAGUAUCAGCAGUUGGGGAGAAGACGCCAGAGGAGUUCUUUGUGGAGAAUGGGACGGAAGCAAGACUUCCAUGCACAUUUUCAUCCUCAGAGGUGAUCAGCUGCGCAUCGUCCGUCUCCUGGAGCUUCCAACCAGAGGGAGCAACAACCCCUAUAUCAUUCUUCUAUUACUCUCAAGGGAACGCGUACCUUCGGAAGGACACAUCAUUUAAGAACAGAAUCAGUUGGACAGGAGACCUUAACAAGAAAGAUGCAUCUGUCAGCAUAGCAAACGUGCAGUUCCAGGACAAUGGCACUUACUUCUGUGAUGUCAAGAACCCACCUGACAUAGUUUUCAUGCCAGUAGAAAUCCGACUUAGAGUCGUGCAGAGAGGUACCUCCCCUCACUAACUCUUCUUUUCUUUAGAUGCCAUUCUGGGCCUGGGACAGACUUGAUUUUUAUCUGUCUUAACCAGUUUUUCUUACUCCAUCCACAGUGUGACAUUGCACUCUAUAGGAUUUUAUAAAAAUAUGCUGAUGAGUGUGAAUAUAAGGUAACUGGAAUAUGCUUCAUGCAAAAGGUCUCUUGUAAAGUAUUAUUACAAAGCUUAUAAUCUACUGAG